AUUACACAGGCAAUUGCAGGACACAGCAGGAAUUCAGGAGCGAGGGAGACACGGAUGGAGGGAAAGUGAAAGAGAGAGAGGGAUGCCUUUUAUAAAGCCAACUCCUGUGUCUUUGGGAAGAAUUUGUGAGCAGUGAGACCGGGUCAGAAACAAGAGCCUGAUAAGCUAAUGACUGUCUCCGUAACUCUCCUGGAUGGUGCACCGGUGUCGCUGCUGAAGUUUUACAGUCCCAGAAGUGUCGUGUGAGCAUGCGUACGACAACAAAGCAGACAUGUGGACGACAAACUGAGGCUUCAGGCUCCUGCCUCUCUGCACGGGUCAAUUAGACUUCAAUCCCAGCAGAAAAGAUGACAUCUGCCACACCUCCCUCCUCCCGUAGCUCCACCCCUCAGAAGGUCUGCCACUCCCAGACACAGACUGACGUUUUGAAACCCUUACUAGGAGGAGGGAUAUCUGGUGGUGGUGCGGCUUUGAGGAAGAGGAGGCGUGUCCUGUCCAAAGAUGGGCGUAGCAACAUUCGAAUUGAGCACGUCAGUGGACGGAGCGCUCUGUACAUGCGGGACCUCUGGACGACGUUUCUGGACAUGCAGUGGCGCUGGAAAUUCUUUCUGUUCACGGCCACGUUCGCAGGGACCUGGUUCCUCUUUGGCGUGCUGUGGUAUUUGGUGGCCCUCGUUCAUGGAGACCUGCUCGAGUUUGACCCUCCAUCAAACCACACGCCCUGUGUGAUGCAGAUGCAGUCCCUGACGGGGGCGUUCCUCUUCUCUCUGGAGUCUCAGACAACCAUUGGCUACGGUUUCCGCUGCAUCACUGAGGAGUGUCCUGUCGCCAUCAUCCUCCUGAUCGUGCAGCUCGUCAUCACCAUGCUGAUGGAAAUUUUCAUCACUGGUACCUUCUUGGCCAAGGUUGCCAGGCCGAAGAAACGAGGGGAAACAGUGAAGUUCAGCCAGCAUGCUGUCGUGUCGACCCAUGAAGGGCGGCCCUGCCUGAUGAUCAGGGUGGCUAACAUGCGCAAGAGUCUCCUGAUUGGAUGUCAGGUGACAGGAAAACUGCUCCAGACGUCUCUGACCAAGGAAGGCGAGACGGUUCGUCUGGACCAGAGGAAUGUCCCCUUCCAAGUGGACAUGUCCAGCGACAGCCCCUUCCUCAUCCUGCCACUCACUUUUUACCAUCUCAUCGAUGACACAAGCCCCCUAAGAGCCUGGGCAGCCAAGGGUGGGGGCUGGACAGACCCAGAGCUGGCAGACUUUGAGCUCUUGGUAAUAAUGAGUGCCACAGUUGAGCCGACCUCUGCCACCUGCCAGGUUCGCACCUCCUACCUGCCUGAUGAGAUUCUCUGGGGUUACGAGUUUCCCCCUGUAGUCUCCCUUUCUCCAUCUGGGAAAUACGUGGCGGACUUCGCCUUCUUCGACAAAGUGGCCAAGACUAAGACAACGCCAAUUUUCAAGACACCCAGCCCUCAACACGUGUACCAGAGUAACGGAGGAGGGCUGGUGUCUGAGGUGUCCGAUCCAGAGAAGAUCCGUCUGGAGCAGAGCUACAGAGAGAGAGGGGAGGACCGGAGCAGAGCUAGUGUUCGUAUCAGCAACGUGUAAAUAGAUGGACUGGUCAAGAGUUUUAUUUAGAGCAACAGGAAAGACAACCAAGUCUGAGGUCAACAGCACAGCAGUGGAAGACUGUUUGUAGACUGUUUGAACUUCACAUAUCUAGGAUCCAAACAUGUUUGGAAAACUGGACAACUUUAAGUUUGCCAUAGUUGGAUGAUUUCUGGGAAAUGUAGGUUUACAUGUAAUCAUAUUACAGCAUAACACUCUUCCUAACUACAACUACUAGAAGUUCUGGAUCAUUUAUGAUGGACACUUUUUAAACAACAGUAAAAUCCAGAACACAAGUCACAACACUGUAGAGGACACAGUCAGUUUUUGUGGCCUCUAAGAAGGAAACAAUGAUUUUAAGGGAUAUUUCAGUAUUUUUGAAGUUGGGCCUGUAUGAGGUAACUAGCAGGGUAUGGUUCCUCUGUGGGCGUACAUUUGAGCCAACAUUGUUUUGUGGCCCAUUUUUACCAAUAAUUCACCAUAUCCCACAGAGCAACCAUACCCAUCUGUUAUCCUGUAUAGCCUAGCUUGCCGGCCGGUACAAACAGCAGGUCCUUCUUAAAGGGGCCAUGCUUACUGAAAUUCCUGGCGGCUAAUGCCACUACUGUUGCUAGUUACCUCAAAUAACUCAACAUAAAAAAACUGAAAUAUCCCUUUAACUUGGGCUACAAUUUCAACUUUAUUCACUGACAUCAAAAACAUGCUGUUUCCAAAUUUGUAAUCCCACUUGCAACCAGUAGUGGUCCUUUAAUUGACUAGUCUCUGAAAGCAAGCUAGCAAAGAUUUACUGACUUAAAUGCAGAGUAUGUCAAUUUCUGCCACCAAGGGGCUCUCAAUCAAAACAAUAACAAAAAGAUGAUGAGUGAGAGCAGCACAGUUCUGCCCACCUUCACUGCUUACUUCUUGUCUUGAAUUUCAAACACUGUUCAACAAAUACUUAACUCUAUAUUGCAUAUUUACCAAACAGAGUACAACACUGGUUUUACUGAUGAAUUCCUCAUACAGAUGGAGAAAAACUGUUAAAAGUGCCCUACCAGGGGCGCACAGAUGGCCUAUUGAUGUGCGCAGGCAGUUCGGGUUUGAGUCCUAUCUGUGGCCCUUUUCCGCAUGUUUCUUCCCACUCUCUCUCCCAUUUCUGACACUGUCCACUGUCCUCCUCUGUGAAACAAAGGCAUGAAAAGCCCAAAAAUAAAUCUUAAAAAAAGUGCCCUACCAGGUCAAUGAUGCAAGCUUCUCACAAAGCAUUCUGGGACUUCUUGCAGCAUCAAUCAGGAAGGGUCUACUGGGACCACAACAUUACGGUACGGGUAAGGGUUUAGUUUUGUGAGUGAGCCUGGACUACUGUGUAACAGAUGGCAGAGAAUAACUGUGGCCCAUCACAAGUAAUACUGCAUGCGAUGUGAGAAACAUUUUUCACUCCAUUCCCAUUAAUCUCUCUGUCACUUGUUAAGAUGGGUGCAGAACAGGAAAAAGGGUAGAUGACAAGGCAUUAGAAAUGAUGUACAGGAACAUUUUCUUGAUCUUUUUUACUUUCUUCACUCAGAAGAGCUUGUUAGCUUGUUUUAUAGUGAAGAUAGUUGUGCAUUAAUAAUAUCAGUGUACAGGGAGGUAAAACAAUCCACAAGUAGGGGCUGCAUUUAGCGCUGUCAGUUCACAGGAAGAAUGUUCCUGGGAGAAGGGGAAGGUUUUUGGUUUGAAUCCCUGUUGGAGAGUGCCUUUUAGUAUGGAGUUUGUACGUUCUCUCUGGGUACUUUGGUUUCCUCUCACAGCUCAAAAAUAUGCUUGUAGGUUAAUUGGAGACUCUAAAUUGCCCAUAGAUGUGAGUGUGACCAUGAAUACCCAUUGACAGCCUCUAGUAUCCCCUACAAACCUGAAUGAGAUCAGUGGUAUAGAUAACAGAAGGGUGAAAGAAUCACUCACCGAAAGGUCUCACAGUGGAAACAAUAGCUAAUAAGUCUGACACCUUCCUGCAACAGUGGUUUCAUGCAUUAAAAAUAACUACAAAGAAACAGUCAGCCUUACUGCUUGUGGUUCUAAUGUUCUUAUAGAAGUUUCAACUCUAAUUUCAGUUUUUUUCUACCAGCAAAAAAAAAAAAAAAAAAAAAAAAAAACUCACAGGAGCUAUAAAAAAAGAUUGAUAUAUUGAAAACAAAAGGCAAAUGAAACUACAAAAUUAAAUGACAAACAAAACCAAGAGUGGAAAGCACAGAAAAUUCAGUAAGUUUCCCCGGGAAAAAAAGGAAGGUUCAUAAGAAUCUAUCAAGAGUGUGUAGGGUCUGUACCAUUAUAGUGGGGGAAAAUUCACUUUCUGUUUGUCAUCCUAAAACAUUGAUGACUCAAAAAAAAAAAAAAAAAACCCUAAAAAACUUAAAGUUAGUACCUGUUAGUAAGUCUUAGCUUUGUUUCCCUCUAUGAUCUGAUGUAAAACUACACAGAACACUCACCGUUAUCUAUGCUUCAUCUCAUAAAGGAAGCUGUGGUUUUGACAGUUUGUACGUUUCAUAUGAAAAGGCACUGUUGUACACUGAUGUAGUUAAACAACUGAAAUGUAGCCAAACUCAGUUUGAAUGUGCACUGAUACUGUAUAAGAAGGUGAUGGCCUUUUUGUUUCUGUUGUGACUGUUACUGCUGUUUAAAACUGAAAUUAGCACUUUAUGUACAUUUUGCUACUUUAGCUACAUUUGCACCUUAGGAGGCACAGUAAGAAAAUCUUAAUCAAGAUGAGUUUAAUAAACUACUAAAAGCACUUAAACACUGAUUGUAAUCAAGUAUGCACAUGUUUUUACUCCAGAGCUUUUUUUUUAAAUGGUUUGAUGUCUUUGAAACCAGCUUCUGUAAAUGACAUGGAUGUAAAUGCCUACCUGGGCCAUACAGCCUGUAAAUACUACAGCAUACAUUCUCUCUAUACUAGGAGCCUUAAUGUUUGAGUUACUAAUGAUGUCAGAUUUUUAUCAAAGCUUCUUUUAUUCUUUAGAUCAGUGGUUCCCAACCUGGGGCACCUCUAGACCAGGCACCCCUUGUCCGGGGGGCGCCUUAGGUCUUAGGGGGAUGCAGGACCAUGUCUGCUCUGGUGUUGUCAAAAUUGGAUGUCCAUAUAGUUUUUAAUUAUAUUAAAUACUUUUUGAGGAACUCCAGAGGAAAACAAACAAACUCAGAAUUUAGUUUAAAGAAGUUGGAAAAUUACUAGAUAUCUCAAAAUUACUAAUUUAAAAGAAACUAUUGAAUUUUGGCAUCAGAAACUUAAAUUCUCAACAGUGGAAAGUCAAAAAUUUACAAGAAACAAAAAUGAAAACUACAGAAGAGGAUUAGGGCUACUGAAAAUACAUUUUUUGAGAUGGGUUUUUAAUUCUGAGAUUAAAGUCAGCAUUCUGAGAAAA
Molecule: messenger RNA, 4972 nt
Organism: Cheilinus undulatus (humphead wrasse)
Lineage: Eukaryota; Metazoa; Chordata; Actinopteri; Labriformes; Labridae
Product: ATP-sensitive inward rectifier potassium channel 10-like
Exons: 6
Coding region: 348-1595 (415 amino acids)
Biological process (GO): regulation of monoatomic ion transmembrane transport; potassium ion import across plasma membrane
Cellular component (GO): plasma membrane
Molecular function (GO): inward rectifier potassium channel activity
Source: RefSeq, a predicted model, not a curated record